GCGUUUAGAAUAUUUUUACCGUAUCAAAAUGUUACAAUUAAAGGCUAUUUUGUAGAAUACGUGUCUUCAAUUAUUCAGUACAUGAAAAUUGAAUUCUUUAAUCCCCAAUCAUAAUAGAUUUGGCUAAGAGUAUUUAUUGCAUUUUGUUUUGCAAAUUUUGUUCAUUGUGUAUACAAUGCAGGACUCUAUUUUGAAGAUGGUUAUUAGAACAAUUUCAGUUGAUGUGUUUUAGCUGUACUAUGUAUUUCUUUCUGAUACAGAAAUUUAUGCUUGAUUAAAUUGAGGUUAUAUUAUUAAUAUUUCAGUGCUCUUGAUAAGUGGCACUAUCACAGACUGGCACAGAGAGCCUGUAAAGGUGUUUUAAAUAUCAAUAUAUACCCUUUUUGAACAUAUCAAUUUUUUCUCCAGUUGAAAUUCUCUCGACUUUUUUGAAAGUUAAAAAUGCUUCUUAGGAAGACCUGUAAGUGUCCAAAUAUUGUGUACCUCUUUGAAUGCAUGUGUAUAAUUUAUUCCUGUAACAAUGCAUAGACAGCUUAGAACUGCUAGUUAGAAGUGAUGCUUGUGGAAAUCAGAUGCUCAGUGCUCUCAACUGUACCAAGAAGACUGGAUAAUUAGAAAGUAUUGGUGUGUUGAUUAUAUGAAGUGAUGUUAAGGUGUUUAGACUUUAGUACAGUUACGCCUAUCAAUCACCAUAUUGGCAAAGAUUAUUUGCACAAACAUUUUAGACGAUCACGACAGCCUCAACAAAAUAAAGACUAGAUCCAAGUGGCACUGCGGAAAUUGGUAAUUCAUAAACUGCAAUUUGUAAUACUUAAAUGUUGGUGAGCAAAAAUAUUUAUAAAUGCUCAACAAAAUAUAACCUGCACAAAAGAUUUGAAGCUUGCACACUCUAAAAAUGAAUUGUCUAACAACUGUCCGAAGUGCGUGAUGAGCUGUCAAAAGAUUUCAGAAUGCGUCUCUAAAGGAGAAACAUUUGUAAUUGUAUUCUUUUUGAUAGCAAUACAGAAAUGCACAAUUGACCAUAACGAAAAAUAUGGCAGCAUGUACAUUUUACCACAAUGCAUUGUGAGCAUUAAGCAUAAAUGACCAAAAAAGGAUGAGAAGAAAAUCACCUAAUGAUAUGAUACUUUAACACAACGAAGAAAAUAACCUCCUUUUUUAAAUAUCUUUCAAAAAACUUCAAUUUGCUCUCUAAACAAAUUCUGACCGCAGUCCACUCUGGUGAAACGUGCAUGCGCCAUCUUUUUCGUUAUCGUCAAUUGUGAAUCAGUGAAUUGUUUGGGUUGAAACUUCAUAAUUCACCAAUUUCUGCAGUGUUGCUCCCAGGCAGAGUAUACCCAGGCAAAUCCUCUCGUGCCUUUGUGUAGUUUAUAGAUAACUGUUUCCAGGGGUUUUAACGGGAAUCGCUGCCCGUAUAUAUAGACAUAAUUACUGAUUAUGCAAUUUUUAUUGUGUUCAUACAUACUCUGUGACUAUGCGAUGGUCAUUAACCACUUGUUGCUAGGAGCCAUUUCACAGACGAAUAAUUUGCAAAUAAUUAUUCCUACUCAAAUAUUUGCUGUAAACAAAAAUAUAAUCCAUGUCAAUUUUAUGGUUCCCGUUAUCUGGCAGUUUUCCCAUGAAAAAAAGCCUUGACGGAUUUUCAAUGACAAUGUCAGCAUGGAACAAUUUGAGCACAAGGGCUAUUUUCAAAUACAUUUAGCGUCAAUUGUUUCAGGUUUUGACAGCUUAGUCCCUUCAUAAGUAUGCAUGGAAUUGCCAAUUGAUUUCUUAUAUUGUUUCAAUUCAGUAUAUGUACUUUGAUUCAGCCAACGAUUACGUGAAAGCAACAAAUGCAGGCGUAUGUGGCAUGGACAAAUUCUCAGUUAAAAAAACUCCCGGGAUGUAAAGUUAUCGAAGAUCUUGCUCGUGAUAUGCAAGAUGGAGUCGCGUUAGCACAGCUUAUUGAAGUGGUUGCCGGAGAAAAAAUUGAGAUAGAUCCAGAGCCUGCAUCCCCACUAAUAAUGAAAGACAAUGUUGAGAAGAUUCUUCUCUUUAUCAGUGCAAGAAAAAUACGUCUUCAUCAUGUUACUGCGAAAGAUAUUGUCAGUGGAAAUAUGAAAGCAAUAAUGCGUUUAAUACUUGCGUUAGCUGCUCAUUUCAAACCAAGUAGUGUCCGAAGUGCUGCACCGGAGCCCGCAAGACCAGGACGUCGUAUACGAAGGUCUGAAUCAUCUUUGUCAGCGGUUGCUGCCGAUGCUGCUGCAGCUCUUCAUGACGUCAGCAGAGCUGCUGCAAGUGCUGGAACACCUUAUAAGGGAUCACGGUUCAGGCCGAGUAAACUUUUAAAUUCAAGUGAAAGCACAUCAAGUAUUGACAGCAACGAACCAAAAGCGUUACAACCUGACCAGUCCAUGUCUACAAAAAUUCCUGUUGGAGGUCCACCGAAUAAACUUGUGAAAAGGACAGGAAAAUUACGGAUUGAUGCAUUGCGUAAAAGCACUUCACCAGCAGAGAACAGGGAAAGUGGGUUGGGAAACACAGACUCUGGUGAUGGUGGAAAAGCACUGAAGAAAAGAGUAGCCAUUGGUUGUAGACAGUGGAAAGAGAUUGUUGAAGGUUAUGGUAUUAUGGAGGAAGAUGUGAAAGAAACGCGCAAGAAGUUGAUAGCUUUACAAGAUCUUCUGCUAAAUCAAGAACCAGAGACGGAGCAAUCAGGAGAUGAAGGAGACUUCAGUUCUCUAGAUGGGACGUUACUGCAAGAACAAAUAACAAUUCUGAAUGCUCGCUUGGACCAACGAUCGUCUGAAUACGAUGAUCUUAAAAAUGAGCUGAACAGAACGAGGGAGGAAUGUAUCAAUCUUCAGGGAAUCAAACAAGGUUUGCAAACUCGUCUGACGGACCAGGAACAGGUCAUGAUGAAACUAAAGGCUGAGUUGUUGAAACUUGGUUUUUCACAUCAGACUACUAAUUCUGAUAAAGAUGAACUUCAAAGAAUAUUGGAAGAAAGAGAUCGAGAGAUCGCCCUUCUUCGUUCUCAACUUGCAUCGAAAGAUGAUCAAGUUGAUCAACAGAAAAAAGAACUUGAUAAAGCAUUUACAAAAGUAGCUGAUGUAAAUAGCAUUGAGAAGGACCUUCGUGCAAAAAUCAAAAAACACGAAGUGAACGCAGGAGCUUUACGAACGCAAGUGAAAGAACUUCAACAAAAACUCAAAUCUGUCGACGCGUCUGAGGUGAAGUUAUCGAACAGGAUAACUUAUCAAGAUCGAAGAGUUGCUUUGUUGGAAAACAAAGUACUACGAGAGCAAGAAAGAUCGAAAAUUGAUGGAAUGGAUACAGUGAGGCAGUGCUUACUAAGGCUGAGAAGUUCUCUUUCCAGCCAGGAUCCUCAGCGUCACACCCUGGAUAUGUUAGAAGAGACAUUAACCAACAUGAUUGACACUGGUUUUGUACAGUUUCCUACCAAUGAUGUUAUCAAGGCAUCACCGAGAAAUAACAAUUAUCAAAAUGGUAUCGGAAGUCCUCGAGAAAAGGAUGUUACAAAAUCCACUGGCACUGAUGUAACACGGAUUACAUACCAACCAUCGUGGUCGCCUACACCAUCUGUUGUGAUAAUUUCAAAAAGACUUGGCGAAGUAACAUUGGGCGAUUUUAAGUCGUUACUUGAUCUGUCAGGACAAUAUAGAUAUUAUUUCAAAGCUCUUGACGCAGAAUUUGGAACUAUCAGAGAAGAGCUCAUUAAUGACGACGACGUUAUCCCAGGAUGGGAGGGUAAAAUCAUGGCGUGGAUUUCAGACUCCAGUGAUGAAGAAAAACUUCGUGAUGGUGAUUCCAGUACUUUGUUCAAAACAAAACGGAGUGAAACUGAUAUUUAAAUAAGAAUUUAAUUGAAAUAAAUAUUAUAGAUGUGCAUAUAUUCAAGAAUAAAUUUAAAUUAUAUAUCGAGAGUCGAAGAAUCACACAAUAACAAUAUAAAUAUAGAACUUUACAUUGAUCAUUCUCCCACUCAAUUUUUUCUAUUUUUUUAGUUUUCACAUGUACGAUAAAUUUACUAAUAAUGUAUUUAAUGUAUUACGCUAUUGAAAUUACAUCCAGAAUUUAAUCAGAAGAUAUUUUUACUAAUA
Molecule: messenger RNA, 4103 nt
Organism: Dendronephthya gigantea
Lineage: Eukaryota; Metazoa; Cnidaria; Anthozoa; Malacalcyonacea; Nephtheidae
Product: dixin-like
Exons: 15
Coding region: 1833-3854 (673 amino acids)
Biological process (GO): canonical Wnt signaling pathway
Cellular component (GO): cytosol
Molecular function (GO): protein binding
Source: RefSeq, a predicted model, not a curated record